Magnolia sinica is the source of this 2719-nucleotide messenger RNA. Its product is annotated as pentatricopeptide repeat-containing protein At5g15010, mitochondrial-like. Gene Ontology annotation, molecular function: protein binding. The transcript is spliced from 2 exons. Lineage: Eukaryota; Viridiplantae; Streptophyta; Magnoliopsida; Magnoliales; Magnoliaceae. The record is from RefSeq and is a predicted model, not a curated record. Bases 675 to 2456 code for a protein of 593 amino acids.
GAUCAUGCGCUAUAAUGAACUUUCAAUACGGAUGGACGGUGUGGAUGUAAGGAAAGUACAUCACUGUGGGCCCCGCAGUUAGGCAUCCGAAACCGCCCCCGCCAAACAGCGCUGUUCCGCAAUUACGCAAAAGUAAAAAAUGAAGGAGAGGGAAAAAGAAAAAAGAAAAAAAGAAAAAAAGAAAAACGAGCAAGGGUUAGGGCUUACCUUGCCAGAGAGAGAGAGAGAGAGAGAGAUCGAAGGAGACGCUGAGAGAGGGAGAAGGAGACGUUGGGUCAGAGCAGGUUGAGACUUUGUUACCUGUAACAUUUCUCCCCCAAACACAAACUGUAAGAAAGUCAUCUGUAACUCUCUUACAUUUUACACAAGUUACAGGCAUCCAAACGGCCCCUCAUGGUGGGACCCACAGAACUUGGUGAUCAGUAGCGAGUCUCGCUACUCAACCUGUCAGUAGCUAAUCCGCGUCUUGUUUUAAACUCUGCUGUGGCGAAACACCAGCUUCUCCGUUCUCUGAGACAGAAGCAGAGUCUUUCACUUCACUCGCAGUUUCAAAUAUCCAACAAAAGCGUUCUCUAAGUACGAAAUCUAUCCAACCUAUCUCCUUUUCUUCAUUCCGUCAUUUUCACAGUUAGUUGGUAUGCAAGUGGAGAUUUUCCUCUUCAAAACCCUUAACGAUGUGGAACUUCGGAAGAAGAUCAAACCGUUGGAUUUUCUCUUCUCUUAUUCAAACCAAUUUCAUGUCGCUGAGAUUUAAAACGACCCAAUUCAUGAACUCAAGCGGUUUUGCUGAAUCGGCGUCCUUCGGCAAUAAAACUCAAAUGGGUCGUCUUAUUUCUGACUUUUCCAAUCCCUUCUUCCCUUCGUCCAUCACCACAUGUAGAUUUUCAAGUACCCACGUCGAUGUUGAUGAUGAUGAUAAUGACUUUGAUGCUGAUGGUGAUGAUGAGGAUUGCGAUGGUCUUGAAUUAUCACAGCUGGGUACAAAAGAUGAAGGUCUGAUUCGAAAUGUCGAGACGGUUCUGGGCUUUCUACGUGAUUUCGGACGUGAUGCUGCUGAGGUGAAGCGCAGGCUGGAGGGAUGCAGUGUUCCCGCUUCGCCGGAAUUGGUCGCAGAGGUCCUUUCUCGAGUCAGAAAUGAUUGGGAAGCAGCGUUUACCUUCUUCCUGUGGGCCGGGAAGCAGCCGGGCUAUGUGCAUUCUGUCCGUGAAUACCAUUCGAUGAUUUCAAUUCUGGGGAGGAUGAGAAAGUUCGACACGGCGUGGGCCUUGAUUGAUGAGAUGAGAGGGGGCAAGGAUGGCCCGUCUCUAGUUACUCCUCAGACACUCUUGAUCAUUAUCAGGAGAUAUUGCGCUGUGCAUGAUGUCGGGAAGGCGAUUGGUGCUUUCUAUGCAUUUAAAAGGUUUGGGUUUAAGAUAGGAGUUGAGGAAUUCCAAGACCUUCUAUGUGCCCUCUGCCGCUAUAAGAACGUUCAAGAUGCUGAGCAUUUGCUCUUAUGUAAGGAGAAUGUGUUCCCAUUUGAUACCAAGAGCUUCAACAUUGUUCUCAAUGGAUGGUGCAAUAUGAUGGUUAAUCUGCGGCAGGCGAAAAGGUUUUGGUGGGACAUGGGGAAGAGGGGCAUUGCCCGUGAUGCUUUCUCUUAUGGGAGUAUGAUCUCCUGCUACUCAAAAGCCAGUAGUCUUCGUGAUGUUCUGAAGCUGUUCGACGAAAUGAAGGAGUUGGGGAUCACCCCAGAUAGGAAGGUUUAUAAUGCAGUUGUCUAUGCUCUCGCGAAGGGCAACUGCUUGAUGGAAGCCAUCAAUCUCGUGAAGACAAUGGAAGACAAGGGUUGCGUCCCUAAUGCGGUUACUUAUAAUUCGCUGAUCAAACCUCUCUGUAAAGCUCGCCGGGUGGAUGAUGCACGGGCAAUCUUUGAUGAAAUGCUGGGGAGGGGCAUCUCCCCUUCGGUCAGGACUUACCAUGCAUUCUUUGCUAUUCUAAGGACUGCAGAAGAGGUUUUUGAGCUCUUGCACAAAAUGGAAGAGACAGGGUGCUGCCCCACCAACGAUACUUAUAUCAUGUUGAUCCGUAAAUUUUGUCGGUGGCGGCAGCUCGACAAUGUCUUCAAGCUAUGGAAUGAGAUGGGCAUGAAAGGACUGAGCCCGGAUCGGAGCUCGUAUAUAGUGUUGAUCCAUGGGCUCUUUCUCAAUGGGAAAUUGGAUGAAGCCCAUAAGUAUUAUGAAGAAAUGAAGACGAAAGGCUUUGCCCCAGAACCGAAGACGGAUGAGAUGCUCAAGGCUUGGGUCUCUGGAAAAGAAACUGCAAUGCCUCAGAUUUUAGAUUUGGAAGGAAACAAAGAGGAUCAUUGUACAUUUAGAAAGAACACCAGAGGAACCUCUAAUACUGUUGGCCCAAACAGAGAUUUUCGCAAACCCGAAACAAGAAGUGUAACAAGAGAGAGAGGUUUCUCUUUUUGGUAGCUUAGGAUCUCAUAACACUCAACGGAAAUUCUGCAGUAGUAGAAUCAUAUAUCCCCUGGACUCUUUCCCUUGGUGAACACUUUUUGGUACUAUUCAUUCUCCCAUGGUGACUACAAGUGGUAUGUGUAUAUAUGCUGCUUACCCUUAUGACAGCUGCAUUCCUCAUCUAAAGCUCUUGAAUUUGAAAAUGCCCCUUUGCUUGUACUUUUGUUUCUUGGUAUGCUUCAAAUAGCUAGUAAUUCAUAUUUUGCCUGCCUACCUUA